GUUAUAAAUACAGCACGCGCUCACUCUUCGGUUGUAAACGUUGUAAUCUGUAAUUGCUUAUGGAACUACAAUUCACUUUUCUUUACCGAGGUUUAAGAAGAAGGAAAGAGAGAUGGCACGUAAGGACAAAGAAGUUCGCCGCUCGUGCAGAUGUGGAAACAGCUGCUUGGGUCCGCUCACCUUUCACUCCGAAGCCAAGGGGCAGCACGUGAAGCUGAGCGCAGGCGCCCGGCGCGCGACCAGAAACCCGCACUCGUUCCAUCACGGCGUGAUGUUCAGCAGCCGGCCGCUGCGCCUCGAUGAGAAAGUGCGCAUGCGCGUGGAGCGCUGCGUACCGGCGUGGCACGGCGCGCUCCGCCUCGGCUUCACCAGCGUGCCGCCCGGUACCGGCCCCGUGUGUUCUUUCGCCAUUCCCGACCUCACCGAACGACAGGGAUUCUGGGCGACCCCGGUUCCGGAGAGUCACUGCUCCCCACGCACCGAGCUGACGUUCUGGCUGACGGGAUCCGGACACCUGCGCAUCAGGACGAAUAGCGGGUACGAGCACGAAGAAAAACUCGACCAGAUAGACACGAGGAAGCCGAUCUGGGCCAUGAUUGAUGUGUACGGUCAGACAACCGCUGUUCUCUUACUAGGCUCAGAGAAGAAGGGUUUACUUAGCACGCGCCGCUCCUGCCCGGCUCCCAUUAUCACUGCUACGGAGGAAAACUGUGGUUAUGACGAGAUUCCUGAACAGAUCCUGAAAAAGAUGAUGCAUAGAAAGAGUGUGGAUUUGAAUCGUCCAUUAUAUCAGACUAAAGCAGAUGAUGAAGAAUUCUGUGUAGUGUGCUUUUCUGAGACGGACACCGUACGGCUAGACUGCGGUCACUCAUGUCUAUGCCCUCAGUGUGCUGCCAGGGUCAUCACCGAGUUCGGGACGUGCCCGUUGUGUCGGGAGCGCAUUUGCAGAUGACUUAGAAAGAAAGAGACAAAUAUUAAAGACUGUGUAUAUUAUAUUCUGUAAAUAUUUUGUACAAAGUGUAUAAAGAAAUAUUUCUAUUAUAUAUUAAAUUAUUUAUUAAAUAAAAAAGAAUAAUGAUUUA
Messenger RNA from Clarias gariepinus (North African catfish), 1082 nucleotides. Its product is annotated as E3 ubiquitin-protein ligase NEURL3-like. The transcript is spliced from 4 exons. The record is from RefSeq and is a predicted model, not a curated record. Lineage: Eukaryota; Metazoa; Chordata; Actinopteri; Siluriformes; Clariidae. Bases 113 to 952 code for a protein of 279 amino acids.